AUGGAACAAGAUCACCAGCUCCAGAAGGUACCAAAUUUCAGAGACGUUGGCAAAACCGUCAAUCAGUUUCUCGGAGAGAGGCGCAUGCGCGAGAAUCUCUUCUACCGAUCUGGAAGACUAGCCACUUACUCGCCCCUCCAUCUUUCAUCAGACGACGCCACGACUGCAGACAAGGACCUAAUCAGGAAUGAGCUCGAGAUGAAGAUUAUUGUUGAUUUACGCACAAAAACCGAAAUCCUCAAACAAAUCAGAAAACACCGGCGCUCUGGCGAAGCGAGCGAGAUUCCAGGUGUGCAAUACCACGGCAUCAAGAUUAAUGGCAGAUCCUUCGAGAGACACUUGUUAAGCCUUUUAUCAUGGUGGGACUUCUUCAAGGUCAUUUUCUUCUUCAUCGCGGGAUACCGCAUAGACGCAGUCAGGGUUCUCAGCCAACAGGUCAUGUUGCCCCGUGGCCUCGUCCGUCUUGGUCUAGACACGCUUGAUCACUGUGGCUCGGAGAUACACGAAGCCCUCUCGUUUUACACUUCUCCCCAGACCUUGCCGUCCAUCAUUCAUUGCACACAGGGAAAAGAUCGCACUGGGCUUAUAUGUGCUUUGGUAUUGAUGAUACUGGGGAUCCCCAGAGCGGCCAUUGAGCACGACUACUUUCUCACUGAUGCUGAGCUCAUGCCCAGCCGACCUCAGAUGCUCAUAGAGAUUCAUGAGAUAGGCUUGACAGACGAGUGGGCCGGUACCGCAAAGGACAUGAUCUCGUCCAUUGAAAGCCACAUCAAUGAUCACUAUGGAGGCUUGGACAAUUAUCUGGAUUCCAUUGGCUUUGACCAGCAGCAGCGGACCAAGGUCCAGGAGACGCUGCUCUUCUAA
Trichoderma aggressivum f. europaeum is the source of this 864-nucleotide messenger RNA. RefSeq lists its product as uncharacterized. Gene Ontology annotation, biological process: dephosphorylation. The coding region runs from base 1 to 864 and encodes 287 amino acids. Gene Ontology annotation, molecular function: phosphoprotein phosphatase activity. Lineage: Eukaryota; Fungi; Ascomycota; Sordariomycetes; Hypocreales; Hypocreaceae. The record is from RefSeq and is a predicted model, not a curated record. The transcript has 6 exons.